GGCAGAGGACACACCCAGGCAGUCUCAGGUGAUUCGCUGAGAGAGUUAGCACAGGUUCCUGUGGCUUCUGUAACAAACAGCCCCAAACUGGGUGGCUCAAAAACAACAGAAAACAAAACAAACCCAUAGACAUUUACUGUCUCACAGCUCUGGAGGCCAGACGUCCAAAUCAGCAUCACAGGGCCGACAGGAGGGCAGCCCACUGCAGACUCGGGAGAAUGUCCCAGGCUUCUGGAGGCCGCAGCGUCCCUUGGCUUGUGGCUGUGUCCCUGCCCUCUCUGCCUCGGUCUCCGUGUGGCCUUCUUCCUUCUGUCUGUGUGUCUGUCUCCCUUUCUCUUCUCUCCAAGGACGUUUGUCAAUGGAUUCAGAGCUCAUCCUAAUCCAGGAUGAUCUCAUGUCGAGAUUCUUAAUUUAAUGACAUUUCCAAUCACCGUUUCUCCAAAUAAGGUCACAGUCACAGGUUCUGGUGGCUCGGGUGUGGACAUAUCUUUCUGGGGGGCCACCAUUGGACCCACUACAAGGAGGAGAGGAACAGGGGUGGGGACGGGGAGGGAUGGAGGGUGACCUCGACAAGCCACGUGACCUCCCAGAGCUGCUGUUUCCGAAUCAGCGAAGCAAUGGCCGGUUGGCCUUGAGACCAAAGGGGUGAAUAUGCCCGGGACGGUGCGGCCACGUCCAGGCAGGAGGAGUCCUCUCUGCCCACACACGGGGAGGGCCCGGGCCGGGCCCGAGACACAGCCAUUCCUCGGUGCCCCGACCGGCCCUCAUUCACACGGGUGCCAGGCUUCUCCCCUAGGUCUGAGCCUGUCUUUCAAGCCUCUGGAUGUUUGUCCAGGAAGUUCCCUCCAUGCGCACGACCUUUCCCCCCGCAACUCUGUCGUCUGUCCCCCACAUUUCAGCUUGAGGGUGCCUUCCCGGCGGUGGGGCUUGGUGAUGCUCAGAUCUAACAGUUUCUAUCAUCGUAAGCACAUAGCUUUGCACACUACUUUUUAGUGUCACUCUCUCCCUUCCAGAAUAAGCCCGGGGAGGGCGCUGCCUGGAGGCCACUAUGUCCCCUUGCACCCAGCUCGGACUGGCACCUAGUAGGCGCUCCACAAAUGUACCUGGGGAUGUCCUUCGUCAGGUGAUGGGAUGUGUUGGGCAUGACCCACCCCCAGACAGGUCACUUGGUGUCUCAGCAGGACAUUCCGGAAUCUUCUCUGAGGUGCCAGGGACACCGUGCACGCACACACACACGCACAGAAUGAGCCAUCCCCCCCUCCUCCACCCGGCCCUAUCCCCGAUUUCUUGAUGGAAUAUUUUUUCCCCGGGGCAGAAAAUGAACCGUUAUUAAAACAGCCCAGUGACUGGCCGGGAAAACCCAUUUGCAACGAUUUAUCCAGUGUGGCGGCUGCCGGAGGACGUGGGCGGAGGGGAAUCACAUCCCAUCAGGGAGAGCAGAUGGCUUCGCUCCUCUUCCCUGCUCGGCUCCGAGGCAGCAAUCCGUGUCAGCCGGGGGUUUGUUCCUGGUGGUGUGAUGGGGGCGACUCUGGCAGGAGACGCAGGCUCCGUAAAGUGGAGGCCACACUCCCACAGGCUGCCCGGCCAGGGCACAGUGCUGCCAGUUCUCGAGUGGUGGCUUCAGCCCUCCGCUUGCCAAGGUGGCCCUGGCUCCCGCCAGCCUGUGGAGCCGCCUCCCUUUCGGGCGUUCCCUCCCCCCCGACCCAAGUGCACCAUGGCCAGGCUGGCUGGGUCGGGCUCAUGGAGCUGGGACAUGCGUCACAACUGGAGACAUGCUGCUGGCACCCGGAGGGAGAGGCCAGGGAUGCUUAUCAGCUUCCUCCGAGGCCCAGGAAGCCCCACAGCACGGAAGCUCCAGCCCCAGUGUUGUCUCGAGACUCACCGCGCACGGUGCUGGCUCCUUCUCACGUGGCGUCAUCCUCCACGGCGAGAAGAUGCCCCAGCCUGUCUUCCGUUUGCCGGGCCAGCUACGCUGCUGCUGUCCCGCGUCUGGCAGUGACGAGGAAGCUGCUACGAAUGUCGUGCAGGUGUUUUUUGUGGACCUGGUGCCUGUUCCCACUGAGGGGCAACUGAGGGAUGGAAGUGCUAGAUUGUAGCAACUGAACGUGGCACAUGGGUGUGCGAGGGGCCGAGCUCAGGCAAGUUUGCACAAAACCCUGACUUCUCUUGACGAGUCCCUUCUGGCGACUCUGAGCCUGACUUUUCGCAUGAUCGCUCUUGGCCUGAGCUGAGCAGUAGCCAGCAGCUGCCGCCUUAAAAGGGGGUGCACCUCCAGCUCCCCACGGCUGCCCCCCUCCCCACUCACUGCCUCACAGCUGCCCCAAUUCUGCAUUUUUGUUCCCUGGUUGGCAUCUGGCUCUGCAGCCCCUGUCCUGGGCCCACGCAAGGUCGCAAGGUCGGGAAUUAGCUUCUACCUCCCUGUGGCCAUGGCCUUGACUUCCGGGGACCCUCCCCUCCCUGCUCGAUCACUCCCCAGCUCCACUCCAUCUCACAGAGCCUGCAGCCCCUUCAGACCUGGCAGGCAUUUCCAGGUUGCCUCAGGCCCCCCUGCUCCCUAUCCUGCUGCAGCCUGGGCUCUGCAGACCUUUCUCUUGGCGGCUUCCUCUGAACCGGCUCUGCGGCCCAGACCACCUGCGCAUGGAGUUCACUUCCCCUGGGGGGCAUUCUCUUCUGAGCCCCCUGGCCCUGCUGGCCUCCCAGCUUUGCUCAUCCACAGCCCUGCCCUGUCUUCCACACCUCAGGCACUGAUGGCCCCCAGCCCCCUGCCGGCGGGACUGCCCCAACCUCCUUCACUGCCUUCUGCCCACCCCCAGCUCCUGCACGGUGAAGACAGGCCCUGGGGCCUGCAGAUGGAGGGACAGCCAGGCCGGUAGACCCGCCUAGCUGGCUGCACCUCUGCAGAAGCCACGUGACCCCCAGGACCAGCCCCUAGGACAAGCAGGGCAGGCCCACCUCCUCCCAAGGGAGGGGGCCUGAGAACUAGGCCUCUCCUGCAGGCCCCAAAGUCCCGGCCAAGGCGGGAAGAGCACAGGCCCUUCCUGGGGUCCUUAAGUCCCCACAGGCCAGGCCCACGCCCCAACAGUCCCAGCUGUCCCCACGCACUGUCCAAGUGGCCCCCAACAGGCACCCUUCAUCUCCAGGACUCUCUCUGACUCUGCACCUGCUCCCCAGUCUUCCCCUCAGCUUUGCCCUCAGAGGUUUCCUCCCCCCUCCUCUCUCAAGCCCUCCGCUGGGGCCCGCUUGCUCUCUCCUCACCUCCAAGGUCGCCAGGGCCAGGGCCCUUUCCUCUGUGCCCUUAGCAGCCCUCCCCCAACUCC
Molecule: messenger RNA, 3317 nt
Organism: Equus quagga
Lineage: Eukaryota; Metazoa; Chordata; Mammalia; Perissodactyla; Equidae
Exons: 5
Coding region: 1517-1999 (160 amino acids)
Source: RefSeq, a predicted model, not a curated record